Molecule: messenger RNA, 2561 nt
Organism: Diceros bicornis minor
Lineage: Eukaryota; Metazoa; Chordata; Mammalia; Perissodactyla; Rhinocerotidae
Product: tigger transposable element-derived protein 1-like
Exons: 2
Coding region: 223-2067 (614 amino acids)
Cellular component (GO): nucleus
Molecular function (GO): DNA binding
Source: RefSeq, a predicted model, not a curated record
CCUCCGCCGACGAGACGGAGGUUGGGCUCGGCCGCCUCCGGGAAGCGGCGCGGUGAGGCAGGAGAUGGGGAGGGGCCGCAGUCCCACCGGCCCAGCUGAAGCAGCCGGCCCGAGUCGCGAUCCGGGGCAGAGGCAGGUGUGACAGGAAAGGCCAAGAGGCUGCCAUCGUGGGCACAGCAGUAGCUGCCGUGGAUAGGCGGGGGAGAGAGCUUGUCGAGGUGCAUGGCUUGGGGAGGCGGAAUGAAGACAAUCCCCCACCUGCAGGUGUCAGGGAAGGCACUCCUUGUUGGGAUUGGCCUCCGCCACAGUGCCAAGCGGGAUCGCAAGUCCAUCACCCUGCACAUGAAGUUGGAGGUGCUUCGGAGGUUUGAGGAGGGUGAGAAGCUGACACAGAUUGCCCGGGCCCUGGGGCUGGCCACCUCCACCGUCGCUUCUAUCCGUGUCAACAAGGACAAGAUCCGUGCCAAUUCUCAGGCAGCCACACCUGUCAGUGCCAUGCAGCUGAUCCGCUGCCGAGGUGUGGUGAUGGGCCACAUGGAACGCUUGCUGAGCCUGUGGAUUGAGGAGCAGAAGCGGCAGAAUCUGCCUGUCAGCACACUGCUCAUCCAGGACAAAGCGCGUCGGCUCUUUGCGCAGCUGCAGCACGAGCAGGGUGAUGGCACCCAGGUCGAGACUUUUGGGGCCAGCAAUGGGUGGUUUGCCCGUUUCAAGGUGCGCCACAAUGUGCUGCUGACAGAUGAGCCUGCUGUGGCUGAUGCCCAGGCUGCAGCCCGCUACCUCCCAGUGCUGCGUACAGUUCUGGAGGAGGGCCAAUACUCACCAUGCCAAGUCUUCAACGUGGAUGAGACGGGCCUGUUCUGGAAGCGGCUGCCUGCGCGCAUGCUGCUGACACUGGAGGGGGCAACUGGGCCUGGGCCCAAGGCCUCUAAGGACCACCUGACCCUGCUGCUUGGCGGCAAUGCGGCCGGCGACUUCAAGCUGAAGCCCCUGCUGGUAUACCCCUCAGAGAACCCACAUGCCCUCAGGGGCUGCUCCAAGUCCAGCCUGCCUGUGGUCUGGCGGUCCAACCGCAACGACUGGCUGAUGCCCAGCAUCUUCCAGGAGUGGUUUACUGGCUGCUUCUGCCCUGCUGUGGAGAGCCACUGCACCAGCCACGGCCUCCCGCACCGUGCCCUGCUGCUCCUGGAUGGUGCGCCCUGCCACCCUGCCCACCUGGGUAGCCUCUCGGCCCAUGUGCGUGUGGAGUUCCUGCCUAACAACACGUCGGCCCUGAUCCAGCCCAUGAACCAGGGCAUCAUCGCCGCCUUCAAGGCCCAUUAUCUGCGCCGCACACUCAGCCAGCUGGUCCAGGAGACAGCUGGUGAGGACCAGCCUUGUGUGCGGGAGUUCUGGCGCAGCUAUACUGUCAUAACUGCCUUAGACAACAUUGCCGAGGCGUGGGCAGAGCUGCAGCCUGCCACCAUGAACAGUGCCUGGAGGAAGCUCUGGCCCGAGUGUGUGCCUGCCAGUGCCCCCGAGCCUGAUGCUGUGCCCCAGCUCCGCCGCAGCAUCGUGGCACUAGCCAGCCACGUGGGCCUAGGGGACGUGGCUGAGGCUGAUGUCACCCGCCUGCUGCAGGCUCAUGGGGAGCCCCCGCCCCGGGGCAUCCCCCAGGAUGCAGAGGAUGGGGACCCCAGUGCCUCUGAGCUGCCCUGGGAGGCGGGGAAAGGCCUGGCCUCCAGAAGACCAGAGGCAGAUCUUACAGAGGCUGUGGUGGGUGCAGGGACUGAGGAGGAAGCCGGUGUGGGUGCCCUGAGCCCCGAGCACCUGGCCCAGGCCCUGUCCCACUUUGCUGCUGGCCUGCGGGUCCUCACAGAGAAUGAUCCCAACCGGGAGCGCAGCCUGUGGGUGUCCCGGGGUGUCCACUGUGCCCUCGCCCGCCUCCGGGAGCUGCACCGGGAAAGGAGGCGACAGGAUCGGGCACCUGCCCCCUCUGGAGGCCCCGUGGUGGUGGUGGCAGCGACAAGGGAGUUGGCAGGAAGCCUGCACUCACCCCAAGUGGGGCCCACGGGGUGGGCGAGUGGCUAAGAGUACAGGUGCUGAAGGACUGACCUCUGUGGUUGUCCUGCAUGAUUUGGGGCUUGGGCCUGACCUCAGAUGAGCCGUUCUGAUGACAUUUUGUUUCUGGAGGGCAGAAACUGCCACUUCUCCCCCAUGGUUCUCAUGUCUCACACCCUGCAGUCUUUGUACGGUGACACAUACAGCGCCAGGCUUGGGGAACAGGAGGGUGGUGGUCUCUGAUUUGCAGAUGAGCUGCAGGGCCCAGGAGUGCUCACCCAUGCUGGAGACACGCCAUAUAGCACAGUAGUUGCCCAGCACAGCCCACCAGGGUGGCCUUCCUUGAGAGGUGUCAACCAUAAAUAAAAUAAUUGGCACAUUAUUAAAGUUGAUUUUAUUCGGGAAUAGCAGAGGAACUGCAAUUCAGGACAAGCAAACUGGUGAACCAUAGGCAAGUCUGAAGAGAGGGAAGGUUGGGCUGGCCCCGUGGCUUAGCGGUUAAGUGCGCGCACUCUGCUACUGGC